Molecule: messenger RNA, 357 nt
Organism: Linum tenue
Lineage: Eukaryota; Viridiplantae; Streptophyta; Magnoliopsida; Malpighiales; Linaceae
Source: the annotation of a GenBank genome assembly
AUGACCGACUCCGACUCAACCGUCACCGCUAUCCCGGCAGAAGAAACCGUCUCAACCCCGCCGCCGAAGCAAACGGGAUUCAAGAUGUUGAGCAUUUGGCCCCCUUCGCAGCGCACACGCGACGCCGUGAUUUAUCGCUUAAUGGAUACAUUGUCCCCUGGCUCCGUUGUCUCCAAGCGCUACGGUGCGAUUUCAGCCGCUGAGGUCGAAGACGCCGCUCGCCUGAUCGAGAAGGAAGCCUUCGACACCAUCCACGGCUCCAGCGACUCUACUUCCCCCGGGGUCGAAAUCCUCCAGCAGUAUACCAACGAGAUCACCAGGCAGCUGCUGGAAUACGUCGGUCCCCCCUCCCGCUGA